Messenger RNA from Onychostoma macrolepis, 2558 nucleotides. RefSeq names its product progestin and adipoQ receptor family member VII, a (gene paqr7a). NCBI's taxonomy places the organism in Eukaryota, Metazoa, Chordata, Actinopteri, Cypriniformes, Cyprinidae. Bases 74 to 1276 code for a protein of 400 amino acids. Gene Ontology annotation, cellular component: plasma membrane. Gene Ontology annotation, biological process: response to steroid hormone. The record is from RefSeq and is a predicted model, not a curated record. Gene Ontology annotation, molecular function: nuclear steroid receptor activity; steroid binding. The transcript is spliced from 2 exons.
AGAAAUGAGAUGAUAUGUUGAACAUUUUCUGUCUCUGUGUCGCUGCCCAAGAGGCGUGACUACCGAGAAACAUAUGAGGAAGAGAACAGCUCGGCCACAUAAUAUCCAGCCCCACUCGGAAUUAAUUGCGGUGCGGGAUUUGCGGAAGACACCACAGAAGAUACACCAGUGUGUCCUCAGUUCUGAGAUCACCAUGGCGACAAUCGUUAUGGAGCGGAUUGGCCGACUCUUCAUUAAUGUGCAGCAGAUGAGGAGAAUUCCCCAGAUGCUCACCGAGACUCAACAAUCCACGGCUAACACCCUGCGUGACACGGAGGUGCCCUGGUUUUUCCGUGAACGCUACAUUCACUCCGGCUACCGGCCGCUCCACCAGAACUGGCGCUACUACUUCCUGUCGCUCUUACAGCGGCACAACGAGACCGUAAACGUUUGGACGCACCUAAUCGGCACACUAAUUGUCCUCGCGAAAACAGCACAGUUUACAGAAACUGUCGAUUUCAUGAACGACCCUCAUUCCUGGCCGCUUCUCAUCCUGCUCUUGACCUCAGCGAGCUACUUGACCUUCAGCACCGUGGCCCACCUGUUUGCGGGGAAAUCUGAACUCUGCCAUUACAGCUUCUUCUACCUGGAUUACCUAGGAGUGGCGCUGUAUCAGUUUGGCAGUGCAGUGGUGCACUACUACUACGCCAUUGAGGAAAGCUGGCACACACUUGUACGAGGUCGUUUCAUGCCUAUUGCUAGCUUCUUGUGUUGCCUGUCUUGCUUCGGCUGCUGUUACGGGAAAUAUCGCAAUUACAGUCUUCCUUCCUGGGUUCGUAAAAUUGGCCAAGUGGUGCCUUCAGCUGUGGCUUACAGUUGGGACACCAGCCCUGUGUUUCAUCGUUUUAUCGUCUGGUUUCUGUCCUGGACGAGGGGCGACUUCAGAAGCAGUCCUGCUCUGCUCUUUCACUUCGGCCAAGUGGUGUUUUUUCUUUCCAGCGCUUUUUUCUUCACUCAUCCCAUUCCUGAGCGCUGGUUCCCAGGUCACUGUGACUUCUUAGGUCAGGGUCAUCAGGUAUUCCACGUACUGAUGGUUUUGUGUACGGUCUGCCAGAUCCAGGCUUCAUAUUUGGACUACCUCAACCGCAGAGACCUCUAUGUGAAACUCCAUGCCAAUGGCGAGGCAUUGUUCUUUGUUGCGCUCUUUAUUUUAACAUUGAUCACCUCUACUCUGAUAGCAUUGUACAUGCUUGCGAAAGUAAAAAGAUUAGUCUGUUCCAAGGAAAAACUUAAGUAAAGAAUAGAAUAGUUUGUCCUGCACCUUAAUGCUGGAUGGUCAGCAUCUGGACACGCUUUCAAGGAGCAUUACAGUUAUGGGCAUUUUGUGAUGAAAAAGUGUAUUCAAGCCCAUGUAGCCGUUAGUUAACAGUAAUUCUGCAUAUUUCUGGAUCAAUAUUCUUGUUGGUCCUUUAACAACAUUCCUAUCAACAAAUUCGAUUUUACAGUGUUCGGGUAGGGAUCAGGUUAUGAGUAUGUUUGCUUUACACGUGCUGUUCAAGGACUGAACUUUAGGUAAACGCUUAAUGCAUUUAACUGAGCAUUUGUGUUAGUAUUCUUGAAUGUAUUUUGAAAGAAGUGCUUUUGUUAAAGUGAUACUAUGAAAAAAGAAGAGGUUUUGAAGAAUGUUGGUAACCAAACAGUUUUGACCAUUGGCUUUUUUUCCACUGAAGAAAGUGCAUCAUACAGGUUUGAAAUGAGAUGAGGGUGAGUUAAUGAAGACAGGGUGAACUAUCCCUUUAAUAUUGGUCUUGUGAUGCACCUUCUGUUACACACCAGCCAGCAAACAUUAAUGAAACCAGAAUACAGUAUUUGAAAAAUAUAUGAAUAUUUAGGUGUUUUCACAGUUUUUUCUUCCCUGAAGUAUGUAAAUUCUAAAUUGCAGAUUUUGUUAUGAAUGCUGUCUUUUUUAAAUGACUGAACACAAUGUUAUAACACCGAUCAUCAUAUUGGUUUUGAGGUGGCGUAAAAAUAACAAUCUAUCUAAAUUUCUCAGUGAUUUUUUAUGACCUAUAAGGAGGGACGGUAUUACCAAUGCAAUCAUGAUCACUGCUGUGCCUUAAUGAGCGUUUUAGUUGAACCUCAAUGAUUCUCAUCACACAUCAUGUGUAACUGAUAACAAACAGUAGUACUAUAUUAUUGAGAUUGGUUGCAUUUGAAUGGACGGUACUGAUUUGUUUUUUUUUUUAUCAUUAUUGGACUUACCAGUUAACAUUAUUGCACAAACCAGUGCCUACUUACAGUAUAAACCAGGGUCAUUUCUCUGGAUAUUAAAGGGAAAGGCAAUGCAGAUGCACAUUUAUGCUUUCACCAGAUCAACAUUUAUAACUGUUGUUCUCUUUUCCUAAGUAUUCUCCUUUGUAGUGUUGCUACGUUUAUCUUUUGUGUAAAAGGGACACCCAGCGAAGUCUGUUCCAAUUCGGAUCCUUCAUUAAAGCACUAAAUAAUGUUCCACAGUGUACAAUUCCUACUGUUUAAAUAGUCUAUGAAUUAGAAUGUAACGAAUAAAAAUUUAAAACCAA